This is a messenger RNA of Culicoides brevitarsis, 843 nucleotides long. RefSeq lists its product as uncharacterized. Gene Ontology annotation, molecular function: lipid carrier activity. NCBI's taxonomy places the organism in Eukaryota, Metazoa, Arthropoda, Insecta, Diptera, Ceratopogonidae. The transcript has a single exon. The coding region runs from base 1 to 843 and encodes 280 amino acids. The record is from RefSeq and is a predicted model, not a curated record. Gene Ontology annotation, biological process: lipid transport.
AUGUCUAAAACUACAAUUUUCUUAACAUUUUUGGCAAUUUUUAUUGUCAUCGUCAACAUUCAAGGCAACAUUUUGUCAUUCAUGCCCUUGGACGACGACUUGGCGCAUUCCUUUCAAGUCGAAUGGGAAGACAAAGCGUUCAUUUCACCCGGAGGUCGUUCCAUGUCGCGAUUUUUCCAUGGAGACAUGACUGUUCAAAAGUCCGGAGAUCAUCAUUUGUUGGUACAAUUCCAAAAUGUCAACACGGAUGGCUUCAAAAUCAACGUCGCCGACUUUCAACGACAUCCGUUCAAGCUUAAAGUUGAAAAUCAUAGCAUUACUGAACUGGUUACAGGCGAAAAUUGGUCCGUUUUUGAUGUCAACCUCAAACGAGAAAUCAUGAAUCGCUUUGUUUCGGAUUUUGACAACUUGACACGACUCAUCGACAGCAAAAAUUGGAACGAGCAACGUUUAUUCGAGCUUCCUCUUGGCAUUUGUGAAGCUGAUGUCAAAAUUUCCCUCUUGGAAAAGGAAAUAAAAAUUUUUGCGAACGCCGUGAAGAGUCACUGCAACGUUACGGAGGUAAUUAAGGAGCUCCCGCCAGGUUUUGACAUCAAUCGAGCGUUAUCUGAAGACAGCGAAGGCGGAGUUCGUCUCACCGUGGAUCGUGUCACGAAGAAAUUCAAGGAAUUGGAGAUCAUGGCAGACAUGGAACUGUAUUUGGAGUUCAAAAAAUCUCGUUAUACCGUCAAAUCGCGCAAUACUUUUGAAUAUUUGGGAAGUCAGGAGGCGAAAAAUGUCGAUUUUGGCGCAGAAUUCGUGCAUAACGCUGAAAAACUUGACAGUUAUAAGAAAUUAGCAUAA